AUGGACGACAAUGACAGAGCCAUCUCCCGUUUGUUUAGGACGUACAAGACGGUAAAAGAAAUGGUCAAGGAUAGAGGCUAUUACAUAUCCCAAGAAGAACUCGAAAUGACUUUGGAGCAGUUUAGGUCCAAGGUAUGUAACUCCAUGGGAGAGCCACAACGUAAACUCAUGUGCUUCCAAGCCACGCCUAAUGCUGAACAGUUGGAGAAAUUCCCUGAUAUGGGAUCCCUUUGGGUUGAAUUUUGUGACGAGGCUAGUGUUGGUAUCAAAACGAUGAGGAAUUUCUGUAUACAUAUAAGUGAGAAAAACUUUAGUGUCGGUAUAUUCAUCUAUCAAAAUGGUAUAACUCCAAGUGCAAACAAAUUGAUCCCGACUGUGCAGCCAGCAACAAUUGAAACUUUCCAAGAGAAUGAUUUGAUUGUAAAUAUAACUCAUCAUGAAUUGGUACCAAAACAUAUCAAGUUGAGUAGGGACGAAAAAAAGGAGUUGUUGGAGAGAUAUAGAUUAAAGGAGUCACAGUUGCCGCGAAUUCAAAGAGAAGACCCAGUUGCUAGAUACCUUGGGUUGAAAAGAGGUGAAGUGGUGAAAAUUAUUCGAAGAUCGGAAACUUCUGGACGUUAUGCAUCAUAUAGAAUCUGUUUGUAA
Molecule: messenger RNA, 645 nt
Organism: Lodderomyces orthopsilosis Co 90-125
Lineage: Eukaryota; Fungi; Ascomycota; Pichiomycetes; Serinales; Debaryomycetaceae
Product: DNA-directed RNA polymerase core subunit
Exons: 2
Coding region: 1-645 (214 amino acids)
Biological process (GO): DNA-templated transcription
Cellular component (GO): RNA polymerase II, core complex; RNA polymerase I complex; RNA polymerase III complex
Molecular function (GO): DNA-directed RNA polymerase activity; DNA binding
Source: RefSeq, a predicted model, not a curated record